Molecule: messenger RNA, 4822 nt
Organism: Photinus pyralis (common eastern firefly)
Lineage: Eukaryota; Metazoa; Arthropoda; Insecta; Coleoptera; Lampyridae
Product: E3 ubiquitin-protein ligase COP1-like
Exons: 4
Coding region: 194-2191 (665 amino acids)
Biological process (GO): proteasome-mediated ubiquitin-dependent protein catabolic process
Molecular function (GO): protein binding; ubiquitin protein ligase activity
Source: RefSeq, a predicted model, not a curated record
CUCGUUUUAAUUCCACAAGAAGAGGUUUAGUUCUCGGAUUGUAUAGUGAAAAAAAUAAAGAAGGGUUUGAGUUGUCGCCGAGCGCCUCCAAAUACAAUCAACAUGUGGAUGGGAAGAUCUCUGAAGCUCUGCAAUUGUCGGUCACCAUCUUCCAAUAAUAUUUAAAAAACGACUCGUAUAUAACACGAAAAGAAUGGCGAGCAGUAGAGACGGUCGCAGCAGUUCCGCAUCCUCGCAUAGCGGCAGCAAUGUGCCAACGAAUCGUUCCUCUAUUCGAACGCCCAAACGGCAGCGACCUACCGCGAGCGGGUCGCUGGAAGAAAAAAACUCCGACCUGCUCUGCUCUAUAUGCUUUAAUUUAAUCGAAGAAGCGCACAUGACAAAAUGCGGCCAUACAUUUUGUUACGACUGUAUCAUGCGAGCUAUCGAAACGUCAAAACGUUGUCCAAAGUGCAAUUCUCCGAUUACCGGCGAAGAUAUGAUUUUCCCUAAUUAUUUGUUAAACGAUUUAGUUAAAAAGCAUAAGGUGCGCAUUAACGGUUUGGAAGCGCUGGGAAUGAGUCGGGAUAGUUCCGGGGAAUUUCCGGGACCCGCCGACGGCUUACGAGAUUUUGUAGCUACAGAAUCUCAAAAUCUAACACUACCGGACGUUAACGUAAUGUUGGAAGUUUUAACGCAACGUAAGCAAUUGCUAGAGGCGGAGUCCUGCGCCGCUCAGAAUAAACUGCUAUUGGAAUUUUUAAAGCACCUUUUGCAACAGAAAGAGGAACAAAACAAUCAAAUUCUAAAAGAGAUUAACAUUAUUAAGAGUGACGUUCAAGAAGUGGAGCGAAUUUUGAAAGAGGUUCAUAAUAAAUGCCCGACGUUGGAAGACGUCGAGCGAGCCGUUGCGUCCGUCAAAGAAGGAGACGCGGUCGCGGUUAGCGCAAUGAAAAAGGAAAUGAUGGACAUAAUCGAUAAUAUUGGCUCUACAAAAAGAGACGAGCCGAGUAAUAGCGAUUCCGGCAGCAAACACGUCGGGUUAUCGUCUUUGGCCAUGAGAAGGCGACGAAUGCACGCCCAUUUCGACGACUUCGUCCAGUGUUAUUUUUCGUCGCGUUCCAAAGAUUUGUUUCUUGACAAAGACGGCGGCGAUAAGACGAAAAAGUCGGAGGCAGAUUCGACUACCGACUUAGACGAGUUUAGAGAAAAUUUAAUAAAGUUUUCAAGAUAUAACAGCCUACGACUGUUAGCCACCUUAAAUUAUUCUAGCGAUUUAUUUAAUAACUCGACCAUAGUUUCUAGUAUUGAAUUUGAUAAAGACAAUGAAUUUUUCGCAAUUGCCGGCGUCACGAAACGUAUUAAAGUGUUCGAUUAUGGUGCCGUGUUGCGAGCUACGGUUGAUCUGCACUAUCCUUGUGUGGAAAUGGUGUCCAACUCGAAGAUCUCGUGUGUGAGCUGGAAUAGUUAUCAUAAAGGUACACUGGCAUCAAGCGAUUACGAAGGAACUGUGACAAUAUGGGAUGCAGCUACUGGGCAGCGUACAAAGACAUACCAAGAACAUGAAAAGCGUUGUUGGAGUGUCGAUUUCAACGAAGUCGAAACUCGUUUGAUAGCAUCCGGCUCGGACGAUGCGCGCGUUAAGCUUUACUCGCUUAAUUUUGAACACUCAAUCGCAACUUUGGAGGCCAAAGCGAAUGUUUGUUGCGUGAAAUUUAACCCGCGUAGUUCGUACCAUCUCGCCUUUGGUAGUGCAGAUCAUUGCGUUCAUUACUAUGAUAUGCGCUACAUGAAGGAGGCGGUGAGCGUGUUUAAAGGUCAUAAGAAGGCAGUUAGUUAUGUUAAGUUUUUGAACAGCGAGGAAAUUGUGUCCGCAUCUACAGAUUCUCAAUUGAAAAUGUGGAAUAUUAAUACUCCGUACUGUUUACGUUCCUUUGUCGGUCACAUAAAUGAAAAGAAUUUUGUCGGUCUAGCCACAGAUGGCGAUUACGUCGCGUGCGGUUCUGAAAAUAACGCGUUAUACGUUUAUUACAAGGGUUUAACGAAAAAACUAUUUAAUUUUAAAUUUGAGGCAGCACGCGGUAUAUUAGAAAAGGAAAGGCGAGAAGAUGAAUCUAACGAAUUUGUUUCGGCCGUUUGUUGGAAACAGCAUUCUAAUGUUGUCGUCGCGGCGAAUAGUCAAGGUACUAUUAACAUACUCGAGCUAGUGUAAAAAAAAAUAAUGAAUGUCGAUUGUCUCUUAGUUUAAACAUUUCGUUUUGGAAUUCUUCGAAAAGGCUGAAUUGGAAUAAAACUUAUUUUUAUAAACAAAAAUGUUAAUUUGUAAAAGAAAUUGUGAUAAACUGCGAAAUACUUUUGUAAAUUGUAACUAAUUUUAAACGGCGGGUUAUGUAAUUAAUGAUGGGGGAAAUAGAUAGAGGAUUCCACAGUAAUUCGAAUGUAGCUUAAGAGAAAUUCAGUGUAUUAAAAUAUGAAAAUUUGAAGGGUGCAAUAUUAGUUUUAAUCAGCACAGUUUUACCCUGGUAUGUAGAAUCAGCCCCCCCCCCCCCUUCAUCAAGUAAGUGUAUAGUUAAAUAAGUAAAAUGAUCUCUGCUUGCAUCUUGUGUGUUUUAUUGUUGGUCAAAUUUAUGAAAUUUUUGUAUACUGUAUGUUUUGUCACUCUCAUUCUUAAGGGAAUAAAAUUAUAAUUCUCUUCAGCCAUGCCCCAUGGCUUUAACAGGUUUCUAAUUGAGCUGAUGCUACUCGACUGUAGCGUGUGUUCUAUUUCGGUUGAGACUCAGCUGUUCUUAAAGAUAAAGACUUGGGGUAUUCGCGAUCUGUGCCACUUUUCUGUAAAACUUUUAAUACCACAAACAGAAUCAAUGCACCUAUGUUUGUUUCUGAGAUACAGGGUAAAAACGAAACUUUUUGGGAUGUUAUCAUACUUUACUACUAGCCAUGUAAGAUGGAAAAAAGGUGGCGUAGUCAAGAAAAAGUUUUGGACCAGCUUUUCAGAAAUUUCACCAAAAGUAGGUAUCUUGUAAAUGCAACACCCUGUAUAUUUUAACGUCAAUUUUUUACAUUCUUUUUUCUGAUUGAUGUAUCGCAAUUUUCUUAGUAUGCCAUGGAUUCAUGGAGAUAUUGUUUCGCUUAUUGUAUCCAUGGCAACUAAGGCAAUCUAUACCAAUCAAUAAAAAUGGCUGACAGUCAAAAUUUGAAAAAUAUAUAUAAUUAGGUACCCUAACAUAUACAGGGUAUAUGGGUCAAAUCUCGAAAAAGGUGGUCCAACAUUUUUUUUUACUACGCCCCAAGAUUCUACGUAAAAAUAUUUAAAACAGACAGUAUCUAACUUUUUACUAUUUUACAUGGGCAACCAAAGUAGGACGCACUGUAGAUGUUGCUUAUUUUCGCACAAACUCACUUAAACUCAGUCCAUUGUAUUUAGUGAGUAAACGUAUUGGUUUGAGCUUUUCAGACUGUGUGCUCUUGAGGGAGCUGUCUGCUGUAUUUUCUUCAAGUCAAAUUGAUUCAUUUGAAGACUCUCCCUGUACUUUAAAAAUAAUGUGGCUGAUAGUUUUUUUAAAACACUUUUCUAUGGUUAUUUUCUUGUCGGCUUGUGUGUCAGUCACGAACUUAUGACACAAGGUGCGCGCGCAAACCGAUGCUGAGCUCGCCAUACCUAGGGAACGGCCCUAGACUCAUAUAAGAAAAUUUCACAAAUUUGACAAUAACUAACUACAAUUCGGAUUUUAAGCUUUCAUAACCAUCGAUGGUUAAAACCUGAGGUUUAUUCUGCACCAUUUUUUCUCGGACAAUCGACUAAAACACUUUAGUACAAAUUACAGAGAAGCAGAAGUGUAAGUUAGUUAAAUGUGUUUAGAUUCAUCUAAGAUCUUAAAUGUGUUUCAUUAGUAAAAGCACGCACAAAAUUUAAUAUAUAAUGUGAUUUUUAUUCGUGUACAUACUAGGUACUACUUACAUGUGGGAUGCUUUACACAAAUCGUAAUUUUGCUCAUUAUCUGUAUUUAGUGUUUGUAGCAAUAUCAAUGUUUCUUAUGUGCCAAAAUAUUUAGAAGGACCAUAAAUGUCGACAUUAUUAAAUAUUUACACUACUCUAUAUUUGUUGAAAGAUUUAAUGUUGUUCGGUAACACCUUGUAAAUAGAAAGACUAUUAAAGAAAACUGAAUGUUUUAAAAGGUAGUUACACAAAUAUUGAUUGUAUAUAGUGAGCUUUCAGUUUUCUUUGUGUUGAAGCAACAGCCAAUCAAUAAACUACUUAACUUUUAUUAAUGGUGCUGACUUAUUAAAGAGUAAAAUUUGUAUUUGUCCACAUUUAAUGUUGCCAAAAAUUUAAUUUGUGUUUCUUAAGAUGUACAUUUAAAAUAAAAAUUAUAUUUUGUAGAAAACAUUUGUAAAUUAUAUUAGUUUGUAAGCAGGAACGUGGUAUUAUUAUGUUUGUAUAAAUAUUUACGGUAAGAACACUGACAUAUUACACCCUUAAUCAAGUUCGCGAAUUACCACCGUCAUACCCACAAACACUACGGAUUAAAAUGUCAGUGUUGUUUCCCAAAAAACCUAAACAUGUGAUCAUUUCAUGAUGGAAAAGUUUGUUUUACUUUUUUAUCCAUGAGGUGACGUAGAGGAUUUUAAAACAGAAAUUUGCACAAAGCUGAAGAUUAUUGUAUGCAAUGUUGAUAUUAAAUUUGAGCUGUUGGAAAGUACUUAGCGAUCAAUAUACCUUUACACUGUUGUUGAGUAGACUGAAUUGUUAUAUAAUAAUCUUCUAAUAGACUCUUAUAUUUUUAACUUAUUGAAUGUGUUUCCUUUAUAACUUGCUUAGCAAUAAAGUGAACCUACAACCCCA